UAUUGUCAGGAAAGGCAAAGAGAGGGGAAGUAAAGGAUGUGAGGAGAGGGAGAGAACAGCUUCAGACUCAUCCUCGAGUUACUUUCACUUGAACUUCUUGUAACGCCGUGUAGUGAUCUUCUAGACGAUGGGAACGGAGCUCCUGUUGCUUUCCGCGUAAUUUCGAUCUCACGUAAUCCUUUAGUAUAUUCUUAGAUUUUUGUUAAAAAAAAAAAAUGGCGUUACACUGGAUUCUACAGUUAUAUCUUCUACGAUGCACGCUAUUCGUCGUUAUUGCCCGCGCCGAAGAAGUUUUCAAUACCACUCCGCCAACCGUCAGAACGAGAUUCUCCUGUUUCAACCGGCCUAUGGGAUUCUACGCUGACGUCGAGGCGAACUGCAAGAUAUAUCACACGUGCGACGAUCACGGGAACAAAUUCACUUACCGAUGCCCCGAGGAAACGGCUUUUCGUCAAGACGCCUUGACAUGCGACCACGCUCAUCUGGUCGAUUGCCAAGCGACCGUUCACCCGUCGACUCAAUUUCCAAACGAGAACGUCGACGAGGAAAUUGUGCGCGUAGCAGCCUCGACGAGAUCCCCGGUGGAAUCGAUCAACUCGCUCGACGAUGAUCGAUUGUCGUUUUCGCGUUCCUUCCAAGUGAUUCAACGGCCUGACAAAUCCAUGCCUAACAAGUUCCAAUCCGGGUUCGUCUUCCGCGCGAGUCUAUUCUUAAGGAAUCAGGACCGGAAUCAAGCUAGGCAAAUUACCGACACCUGUACGACAUGCGACACCGAUUCGAGGAACCGCAUUUCCACCGCUCGGCCGCCUACCAAACAGAUUGGUGCUUGGAAUCCGCAUAACGAACCCAAAUCAACUACGCAGUCAUUGUCUUUAUCACUGUCGGAGACUCGCGACAAAAAUACCGUAUAUUUCAAUCGUCCAUACGAGCCGCUCUCGAAUUCUUCGCCUACGACAGCGACAACGUCGGAGGAUAAUCAGCGUCCACCUUUUCCGCGCGAGAAGUUCCCCUUGUCGAGUUACAACAGUGAUUUCCAUCCAUAUUCGGAGACUUUACGAUCGAUUCAAGCCAGCGCUCAUACGACUUACGUAAAAUCCACCACGGAGAUUCCCGUGCAUGCUUUGACGAUGUCCUUGAAGCCGCUGGUACCGAACGAGCUGGAAUACGAUCCUUACUAUCCCAAACAAGCGACGUCCACCGAGGCAUAUUACACACCCAGCAAUCGCAACAGAGUCGACACGAACGUUCGGUUUUCCAGCUCCAGCCAAGCGCCGCUGAUAGUCGCGCGUCCCAAUCUUCCCUUCGAGAUCCCGUCUGUGCUGCCUGAUUUGAACACGUUGGAGGAUUUAGUCGACCGCCGGAAGUUCUUCUAUAUUCCGCGCGCAAAUGUGAAAUCGAUAUAACGCGCCAUUAACUGUU
This is a messenger RNA of Temnothorax curvispinosus, 1419 nucleotides long. RefSeq lists its product as uncharacterized. The record is from RefSeq and is a predicted model, not a curated record. The transcript is spliced from 2 exons. Gene Ontology annotation, cellular component: extracellular region. The coding region runs from base 216 to 1403 and encodes 395 amino acids. Lineage: Eukaryota; Metazoa; Arthropoda; Insecta; Hymenoptera; Formicidae. Gene Ontology annotation, molecular function: chitin binding.